Messenger RNA from Penicillium nucicola, 702 nucleotides. Its product is annotated as spliceosome-associated CWC15 family protein. Gene Ontology annotation, molecular function: RNA binding. The record is from RefSeq and is a predicted model, not a curated record. Gene Ontology annotation, cellular component: catalytic step 2 spliceosome. NCBI's taxonomy places the organism in Eukaryota, Fungi, Ascomycota, Eurotiomycetes, Eurotiales, Aspergillaceae. The transcript is spliced from 8 exons. Gene Ontology annotation, biological process: mRNA cis splicing, via spliceosome. Bases 1 to 702 code for a protein of 233 amino acids.
AUGACUACAGCUCAUAGACCAACGUUCGAUCCGGCGCAAGGAAAAGAAGCUCUCCGUGGGCCGGCUUACCACCAGAGACUUCUUCCCGCCCAUACACACCUAAAGACCCGUCAACCCGGACAAGGUGGCGACGCAGAUGCUGCCCCGCGUGACUUGCGCGCAGAGCUUCUCCAGGCUGAAGCUGCACACUUCGCUAAGAAGAACGGCGUUCCCCUCGAUACACCAGCUCUCACGGACUCCGCCCCCAAGCGCCAGCUCGAGGCUGCACCCGAAGAUGCCAGUGAUGAACUACAAGAGGAGGACCCAGAAGCGAAACGGAGGCGCAUAUUGGAAGAGUCGCGUGAUAUAGACGCCGACUCGGAUGGAUCAGAAGAAGACAGCAGUGACGAAGAUAGCGAUGAUGAGGACGAGGCAGCAGAGCUAAUGCGUGAGCUGGAGAAGAUCAAGAGAGAACGUCUCGAGCAGAAAGAGAAAGAGGAGCGCGAACGAGCCGCCGAGGAAGAGGAGCAGCGUGAGGUUGAUAUUGCCCGCGGAAACCCUCUACUCAACUCGCAGGACUUCAACAUGAAGCGUCGCUGGGACGACGACGUUGUGUUCAAGAACCAAGCUCGAGGCACAGAGAACCGAGAUGGCAAGGAAUUCGUCAACGAUCUCCUUCGUUCCGAUUUCCACAAGCGCUUCAUGGGCAAAUACGUGCGUUAG